This is a messenger RNA of Micromonas pusilla CCMP1545, 1816 nucleotides long. RefSeq names its product phosphoglucomutase/phosphomannomutase family protein (gene PGM). NCBI's taxonomy places the organism in Eukaryota, Viridiplantae, Chlorophyta, Mamiellophyceae, Mamiellales, Mamiellaceae. The record is from RefSeq and is a predicted model, not a curated record. The transcript has a single exon. Bases 25 to 1776 code for a protein of 583 amino acids. Gene Ontology annotation, biological process: carbohydrate metabolic process. Gene Ontology annotation, molecular function: phosphomannomutase activity.
CGCGCGUUAUCGUCGUCGGUUCCGAUGCACGCCAUCGCACGUUCUGUCACUGUCGCCCCUGUUGGCGGAUUUCGUUCGGGUGUGAAGCGUAGCCCUCCCUCGUGCAUCGUCGCUGCUGUCGCACCUUCUGUCCGUAACCACGCGACGUCCCGUCCCGCGACUAACGUGGCUGCAUCCAGUGGGAUGCUUACAACGACGACAGUGACGACACCUGAAGUCAUCCUCGCUCUUCAAAACGGGAGUGAUGUCCGCGGCGUGGCGACUGACGGCGUACAAGGCGAGCCCGUGGCUCUCAACGAAGAGGCAGCUUUCUUAAUCGGCACCGCGUUUGUCCACUGGCUCGCGAAAAAAGUUAACAAACAGAUUCCAGAGCUGAAGAUCGCGGUCGGAAGAGAUCCAAGGCUGUCCGGCCCCGCGCUCGUGAGCGCUUUAUUCAGUGGAUUCGUCGCUGAAGGCUUGAAAAACGGGAUUGAUGUCGGUUUGUCCACAACGCCGGCGUGUUUUAUGACUACGAUAACAAAAGAGACAAAUUGCGACGCUGGAGUUAUGCUCACCGCGUCGCACUUGCCAUUCAAUCGUAACGGAAUGAAAUUUUUCACGAAGCAAGGCGGGUUGGACUCGGAGGACAUCAGUCAAAUUUGUACCGCGGCGGCGAAGCGGUGCAAGGAAACCCCAGGCGGGCACCCGGUUUCUGUUCCCGAUGUCGAUGGUAACGUGGCAAUUAGCGGCGUCGUUUGCUCUGAGUAUCUGCUCACGCACUAUUCAAAGAUGCUACGAGAACUCAUCAUCGAGGGCGUGGGCGCAGGUGAUAAGCCACUCGAAGCUAUGAAGAUCGUCGUUGACGCCGGGAACGGUUCUGGCGGUUUCUUUGCAACGCACGUGUUGGAACCUUUAGGCGCGGACAUAUCUGGAAGCGUCUUCUUGAACCCGGACGGUAGCUUUCCGAACCAUGCCCCGAAUCCAGAGGAUCCUUAUGCGAUGAGUUUCGCCCGCGAUGUUACGGUGAACACGGAUGCAGACCUUGGGAUUAUAUUCGACACGGACGUUGAUCGAAGUGCAGUUAUUGGCAAGGGGGGAGACUCGAUCAAUCGGAAUAAGCUUAUUGCGCUGUUGUCUGCGAUCGUUUUGGAAGAGCACCCAGGAAGUACGAUAGUGACUGACUCAGUGACGUCUGAUGGCCUUGCGUCGUUCAUCGAAAGCAAGGGGGGGAAUCAUUUGCGUUACAUGCGUGGAUACAAAAACGUGAUCAACAAAGGCAAAGAGCUGAAUGAGGACGGGGUGGAGACGCACCUCAUGAUCGAAACAAGCGGCCACGGCGCGAUGAAAGAAAAUCAUAACCUGGACGAUGGCGCCUAUAUCGCGGUGAAGAUCAUAAUCCAAGCGGUGAAAAUGCGCGCUGCUGGUGAGGGUGGCAUAUCUGACCUGUUAAGUGAACUCCAGGAGCCACUAGAAGAGAGAGAGGUUCGCCUGAAGAUCAAAGCUGCGGACUUCAAGGCAGUGGGCCUGGCGGUCAUCGACAACUUGAAAAAGGACGUGAAAGCUGGGAAAUUUGAGGGAUACUCUCCCCUGGAUAUUAACUACGAGGGACUGCGAGUGCGCGUGGACGAAGGGACCGGGGCAUUCGGAUGGUUUCUACUACGCCAAAGCCUUCACGACCCAGUCAUGGUGCUCAACUUUGAAUCCGAGGUACACGGAGGUGUAGAAAUUAUGGCGAAAGCCUUGAAAACGUGGUUCUUUGAGAAGGAUUUCGAAGAUGUUGACGUGUCUGCCAUGUGAUGUGUGUGAAUUUUCAGUAUUGAGCUUAAGACCGUGAAAA